AUGACAAGUGCGAGGGUUCACUUUGUAGUCUUCUUUGUUCUGUUGUUUCUUCACCCUUGUGUGUCAGAGCGAACCGAAAAGAGAGAGACUUUGGAAGUGAACGAGAAAGAUGACGAAGGUUCGGAAGCUAUCCGGAAGGAUUAUUCUCCUUUGCAAAACCAUCUUUCAUUGAUCAAAUAUGAAUUUGAAGAUUCACGCGAUUUACUCUACCGACCCGAAGACUUAGCGACUGUCAGCAAGACUAACGACACAGAGAACCACACAAAUGUUUCCGUCCACUCCACAUCAUCAACCAAACCAACUGUGGCACCGCCAAAUCCCAAGGCCAUUUUGCCAGUGCAGACGGGGGUCCAAGCGCAGGAAGAGGAGCAGUCAAAUGGAUUGACCAUAUUUUUUAGCCUUCUCGUUAUUGGUAUCUGCAUUAUCUUGGUUCAUCUGCUUAUCAAGUUCAAGUUACAUUUUCUUCCGGAAAGUGUUGCUGUUGUGUCCCUUGGAAUUCUAAUGGGAGGAUUUAUUAAGAUCAUUGAGUUCCAGGAACUGGCCAACUGGAAGGAGGAGGAAAUGUUCCGACCCAAUAUGUUCUUCCUUUUGCUCCUGCCACCUAUUAUCUUUGAGUCGGGGUACUCUUUACAUAAGGGUAACUUCUUCCAGAACAUUGGCUCCAUCACUCUUUUUGCUGUGAUUGGAACUGCUAUCUCUGCAUUCAUAGUUGGAGGAGGCAUCUACUUCCUUGGUCAGGCAGAUGUGAUCUACAAGAUGACCAUGACAGAUAGUUUUGCAUUUGGCUCACUCAUCUCCGCCGUAGACCCUGUUGCUACCAUAGCCAUCUUUAAUGCACUCAACGUGGACCCAGUCCUGAACAUGUUAGUGUUUGGGGAGAGCAUCCUUAAUGACGCUGUCUCUAUCGUCCUCACAAAUACUGCCGAGGGUUUCUUUUCCCGCUCAGACACAACUAGAGUAACAGGCUGGGAGACAUUUUUGCAAGCAGUGGGUUAUUUCCUCAAAAUGUUCUUUGGUUCUGCUGCCUUGGGGACUCUCACAGGACUCAUCUCUGCUCUUUUCUUAAAACAUUUUGACUUGAGGAAGACACCUUCACUAGAAUUUGGCAUGAUGAUUAUCUUUGCUUACCUUCCUUAUGGCCUGGCAGAGGGCAUUAAACUGUCUGGAAUUAUGUCCAUCCUGUUUGCGGGAAUCGUGAUGUCUCAUUACACCCAUCACAACCUGUCUCCUGUAACCCAGAUUCUCAUGCAACAGACGCUGCGCACAGUGGCCUUUAUGUGUGAGACAUGUGUGUUUGCCUUUCUCGGGUUAUCCAUCUUCAGCUUCCCUCACAAUUUUGAAUUAUCGUUUGUUAUUUGGUGCAUCAUCCUGGUUCUUCUGGGCCGUGCAGUCAACAUCUUUCCCUUGUCAUUUCUGCUCAAUUUUUGCCGAGACCACAAGAUCACACCCAAGAUGAUGUUCAUCAUGUGGUUCAGUGGACUGAGAGGCGCUAUUCCCUAUGCUUUGAGCCUGCAUCUUGGCCUGGAGCCGAUUGAGAAGCGGCAACUCAUUGGCACCACCACCAUCAUCAUUGUCCUCUUUACUAUCCUCCUCCUUGGGGGCGGGACCAUGCCGCUCAUCCGCAUCAUGGACAUUGAAGAAAGCCAAUCGCGGCGAAAGAGCAAAAAGGACAUCAAUCUGAGCAAGACGGAGAAAAUGGGAAAUACUGUUGAGUCGGAGCAUCUAUCAGAACUGACAGAGGAGGAGUACGAGGCUCACAUAUACCAAAGACAGGAUCUGAAGGGCUUCAUGUGGCUUGAUGCUAAGUAUCUUAACCCUUUCUUCACCCGGAGGCUUACCCAGGAGGACCUGAUGCAUGGAAGGAUCCAAAUGAAGACGCUAACCAACAAGUGGUAUGAAGAAGUCCGUCAGGGUCCUUCAGGUUCAGAGAAUGAGGACGAUGAGACAGAAUUGUUGUAA
Messenger RNA from Nerophis lumbriciformis (worm pipefish), 1959 nucleotides. NCBI's taxonomy places the organism in Eukaryota, Metazoa, Chordata, Actinopteri, Syngnathiformes, Syngnathidae. The record is from RefSeq and is a predicted model, not a curated record.